AUGGCGUAUUUCUUUGUUGAUACUCAAGUUGGUCAAGUUGGUCAAAUUGUUUGGUCAGGUUCCGCAAGUUGGUCGAAUUGGUCGCGUUGGUCAAGUUCAAAAAGUUCAGGUUCAGGCACUGCUAUUGGCGCAUCAAUCGGGAGUAUCGUUUUUGUUGCGAUCAUAAUAGGAUUUAUCUAUGGAUGUUGCAGAGCAUCUUGCAGGGCCAAUCGAGGAGCCGUCAUUGUAGCACAGCAAGGACAGACCGCACAAGCCGCCCCCAUUGUAAAUGCCAAUGUCUCUAACAAUGUAGCAACAUCCCAGGCAACUACUCUAGCACCUACAACUACUGCAGGUUACAUGCCACCACCGCAGGGUGCACCUGCAUAUAUGCCACCGCAGGGUGCCCCUGGCUAUAUGUACCCACCGAAGGGUGCCCCUGGAUAUAUGCCACCACCACAGGGUGCCCCAGGAUAUAUGCCACCACCACAGGAUGCCCCAGGAUAUAUGCCACCACCACAGGGUGCCCCAGGAUAUAUGCCAUCGCCAGAUGGUUAA
Rhopilema esculentum is the source of this 537-nucleotide messenger RNA. Lineage: Eukaryota; Metazoa; Cnidaria; Scyphozoa; Rhizostomeae; Rhizostomatidae. The record is from RefSeq and is a predicted model, not a curated record.